GUUCUGCAAAUUCUCAGGGAAGGACUCUCCGGCCAAUUAUAAAUACCUAUCUUCCAUCUUAUCCUCAUCAAUCUUCAUAUCUUCUUCUCUAUUUUUCUUUCUUUCUCAUUUCCAGUCUUCUUUCAUAAUGACUAUUCUCAUUGAGCAACCACACUUUGGGUUUAAGGUAGAUGAAAAGAUCCCUGGUGAUAAGAAAGAACUGGUGCUGGAUGGUGGAUUUGUGGUGCCACAGACCAACGCUUUUGGCCAAACUUUUAGAGACUAUGAUGCUGAAGGUGAGAGGCAACCAGGUGUGGAGAGUUUCUACAGGAUUAAUCACAUUUGCCAAACCUAUGACUUUGUGAAAAGGAUGAGAGAAGAGUAUGGGAAGCUGAACAGAGUGGAAAUGAGCAUAUGGGAAUGUUGUGAACUUCUUAAUAAUGUUGUAGAUGAGAGUGAUCCUGACUUGGAUGAACCUCAAAUUGAGCAUUUGCUGCAAACAGCUGAAGCCAUUAGAAAGGAUUAUCCCAAUGAAGACUGGCUGCACUUGACUGGCCUUAUUCACGAUCUUGGAAAGGUGCUGCUUCAUCCCAUCUUUGGUGAGCUUCCUCAGUGGGCAGUUGUUGGUGACACUUUCCCUGUUGGGUGUGCUUUUGACGAAUCAAUAGUUCAUCACAAGUAUUUCAAGGAAAAUCCUGACUACAAUAAUCCUGUUUACAACACAAAAUAUGGAGUUUAUUCAGAAGGAUGUGGAUUAAACAAUGUUAUGAUGUCAUGGGGACAUGAUGAUUACAUGUAUCUGGUGGCAAAGGAGAACAAGACAACUCUACCUUCAGCUGCUCUUUUCAUCAUCAGAUACCAUUCAUUCUAUGCAUUACAUAGGUCAGGAGCAUACAGGCACUUGAUCAAUGAAGAGGACAAAGAAAAUCUAAAGUGGCUCCAAAUUUUCAACAAAUAUGACCUCUACAGCAAGAGUAAGGUUCAGAUAGAUGUGGAAAAGGUCAAGCCAUACUACACCUCCCUCAUUGAAAAGUACUUCCCAGCAAAGCUAAAAUGGUGAAGAUUCUUGAAAAAUUCCAAGCUCUAUCAGAGAAGAUGAGGAUGCUUACUUGCUUGUAGAAAUUAAGGAGCGUUCCCUGGAAAAAUCUGUUGCAGGAAUAACAGUUUCUGUACAUCUACAUAUAUCUCGAGUGUGAUAAUUUACUAUUUGUUUGCUGAUUCUGACAAAUAAAUUUAGGUUAUUAAGUGGUUUUAAA
This is a messenger RNA of Manihot esculenta (cassava), 1235 nucleotides long. RefSeq names its product inositol oxygenase 1. The transcript is spliced from 11 exons. Gene Ontology annotation, biological process: inositol catabolic process. Lineage: Eukaryota; Viridiplantae; Streptophyta; Magnoliopsida; Malpighiales; Euphorbiaceae. Gene Ontology annotation, molecular function: inositol oxygenase activity; iron ion binding. The record is from RefSeq and is a predicted model, not a curated record. The coding region runs from base 128 to 1039 and encodes 303 amino acids. Gene Ontology annotation, cellular component: cytoplasm.